AUGUCUGUCGUUGAUCCGCUCUGCUGUGGCUUUGUUAAAAUCGGAGCGUAUGUUAUUUUGACAAAAGACACGCCUUUAAAAAAACAAGAUAAUGAAAACAAAAAGGUAUAUAACGGACGUGUAUUCAAACACAAGUUCAACGAACUAAAAGAAAAAUAUAGUGAAUUGGUGACCGGAGUGGACUACAACACUUUUACACGCAACUUCCCUAAAAUCGUUGAAAAUGUACGAGGGUUAGCGAAACGUCAUACUGCUUUAAGAAAUAAGUUGCUAGAAUGCUUCUCGCUUAAAGCUUGGCUUAAUUUAUCAGUGGAGAAGAGAAAGACACACAGCCUUCAGAACUGUCUUGGUUGUCAAGAAAGUUUUAAACAGUUUUUGGCGUUAUUUCCCGCGAAAAAAAACUCGUUUAAAAUAAAAGCAGAGAGGAGUGGCUUAUUCAGGGAAAAGGAAAUGAAGAAUCGAAUGACAGAAGCUGUAAACGGACUUAAUGACGAAUUUGCAUCAAGAUUCGAGAGUUCGUUUACAUCCCAGUUUGAAACAAUGUUGCUGGAGAAAAAGGAGAGCGAUAAACGAUGUCUUUUGCGCACAGCGAAAAAAGAUAUUGAGCAUCAGUGGGCGGAAACAUCUGUUGAACGUGCUUAUGGAGUACCUAUCUCGUUACGAAACAGAGAUAAACUGCGGUUGCAUUUAAGCUUUGAAAGCAAAAUCGAUGCUGUAAAACGGACAAAUGACAAUGUCGCAAAAAUUACACAGGGCCUUAAAAGACCUCAUAGCCACACCGGACAGCUGGAAAACUUCGAGUGGAGCAAAAGCGAAUGUUUGGAAGAAAUCAACAAUUAUCCAGAAGGACAUCAGAUUAAUUUUAGCGAUUUAGCAAGACGACAUAAAUUAGUUAAUAGUAAUGGUAUUCAACCACAAAACUGUGGGCAAGUUUUAAAAGAACUGCUAAUUAACAAUGGAUGCAAUUUGACCAGGUUUCGAAACUGUGUAACAGCAAACCAACUUAGCACUGAAUUUACUAAAGUGAGAAGAAAAAAACGGAAACUGGACAUCCCUAACUUUAAGAACAUGUCCUUUCCCGUGGAAACAACAAACAAAGAAGUUAAUGAAAAACUAAAAGAUAAAAUAACCACAGGGGAAUACUCACUUGGAGAUCUGAUUGUGCCACAGUCAUUCACCAAAGCAAUUUUAAAAGAAGACAAGAUAAUACAUGAAACUGUUGAGGUUAGUGGACGGAAAAUGCCUUUAACAGAAAUAAGAAAAAACAUGUUGGAAAAGCAUUUGCCAUUUAUGCGACUAAGAUCUGAUAAGGAUUAUGAAAACAUGACACAAGAAGAAUUGAUUCUUAACUUAAAAAGAAUUAACGAGUUCAGUGAACAAAUGCCUUCAGAAGAGUAUGUACAUACCUUGAAGUGUUUUGAAAGGAGGCGUCAUUUGAUGUUUUGGCAUGAUGGGUCAUCUAUAGCUAGCCACAGCCAUGUCCUCAUGCUUGUUGCAUGUAUGUACGACCCUGCGUUAUUUCUCACAGAUGACGAGUAUAUGAAAAAUACUAAAACAAAAAUAAAUGUGCAAGCUGUGAUUGAAAAGCCGGAGUUUUACAUUUUGGCCAGAUGUCCUGCAACUGACCAGCAGCUUUUAUAUUCAAAUGAACGCUGCAAAGAUAUCAUAGAAAUGAGGAAAAGUGUUGGACAUGGUAUAACUGAUGUAAUGAGAUUUUUCAAGGGUGACAGUCCCGCAGCGGCAUUUGAAGUUGGGCAGCAAAAAGGUGGCAAUUUUUUUUGCCAUUCAUGCUCUGUACACGCUGAUUGUGUUAGCAGUCUUGUACAUACUUUUAAACAACAACAUCUGUCCUUGCAAGAUCGGGUCAGUCAUGCUUUAUCUUCUGUCGAAUCAUGUAAUAAACUUAAAAGUGGAGCAGUAAAGUUACACAAUGGAUUGAAGAAGCAUGAGCUGAUAAAUGAACUUCAUCAACGAAAAAUAAAGUUCUCCUGUGAUCUCCCUACAAAGGAGUUAAACAACUUGCUUCAAGAGGAAAUGCAUGGAAUUCAAAGGUUGCCAGCCCUCAUGUUUGGGAAGUCCCAUAGAUCUUUGAGUGAGCUCAACCUUGAGGGAUACGAGAUAUUAAAUAAUGAACCUUUGCGUGAUGUGUCAAACUACAUUAAAAAUAUCUACUGUGAGCUUCCACAUCAUGUAGGUGCAAAGAAGAAGACUUUAUUAGAAAUAAUUGAGGCUUCGUUUAAUAACAAGGAAGCAAAAAAUGCCUCUGAUUACAGAAGAAGCCUGCUGAUCGUAACAAAUUGGGCAUUAAAAAAUUUAGAAGGCCACUUUGCAUUGAAACUGCUGAUCUCACUUUCAAAGAUCCAGGAAAUAUUGUACUUGCCAGCAAAUAGAAGAAGUAUGCCAAGUAUUCUGCAUUUGAUAAUUGCAACACACCACCACGCCAUGUUGAUAAAACUCCAUAUCCGUGGUAAAUUAACAUCACUGACAAAGAGGAAAUUUUUUGGUGUGUAUUACCAUUCAAUUAUCAGACAUUCUGGCACACAGCUACGUCUUGUUUCUGGUCGUACAGCCAACACUGAAAAAGAAGAGGCUAGUUUUAAUCCCAUCAAGACCGUAACUAAACUUACAUCAAAUAACCAUCCAGAAAACAUCAUAUGUAAUGCCCUGAUCAGAAUGCAAGCCGCAAUAAAAUUAGGUGCAGGCCAAAAUGCAGUGAGCAAAGAUAAAUCAUUUGAGGAACUUUCCCAAAGAAUACAGAGACAUUCAACAGGUAGGUUCUAUAUUUUACCCAAUGUUCUAUCGAUAUUUUACGUUUUGACUUUAUACUUUGUUUUUUUCAUUUAAUAUAUAAAAAAGAUUAUGUUAUUUGUGCUCUGGUUACAUAGAACAGAACGUCCUUUCAAUCAACUAAUCAACUGCCAUGAAAUGAUGGUGAAAUUAAAAUUGACGUCGCCCUAAUUUUUAGAUUGCUAUGGCUGAAGUAUUUACAUUAAUGAAGAAAACAGCAAUAGUUCUAUUAUUUAUAAAAAAUAUAAAAUGCGUUUUUUUGCUUAAUAUUAUUGUGUAGUAUUUUUAUAACAGGGACCGUGAUACCAUUCUUUUGGAUAGAGAAAUAUCCAAAUGAUCAUGAAUGCUUUUUGAAAAGAAUAGCUGACUUUCUAUUGGAUUCACAUAAAUGGUGGGAAGAAACCAGUGAUGGAAUUAUAUUUAAAAGUGUUGAUUCUCUACCUGGUGACAGUUCCUUGAUUCUUCAUCAUUAUCGAUCGUCAACACUAAAAGAGGAAGAACAAUACCUUCAACGGUGUUCACAUUUAGCUCUUUCUUGCAGUACCUAGCAAUGUUGAUGCAAGCAAUUUAAAAUAAUAAAACAUUUUAAAACUUCAAGUGUCUUAAUUUUACUAUUUGGUGCUAAAUUAUAUUAUCAACAAUUUUUAUAAUACUUUGACAUUGUUUAACCUUUCAAAAAAAUUUACAAAGUUUAUUAACUGUCAAUUUCCUUUGUAUAUAUACCUAUUUUGAUUAUUACAAAUCUGAUGUCAAAAUAUUUCGCUUACAAUACUUUCUUUAUUUGCGUACAAAAACUAGAUGUAAGGUACAUAAAACUUUUUGAAAAUAAUGAAUAAGAAAUUACCAUGAACGAAGAAUCAUGGUAAUUUCUGCACACCCUUACCAUUGUGCAUAUAAUGGCUGAGAAUGUAUGUAUAUUUUAUAUGUGUAACUGUUAUACCUUUAGAUUGUGGGAAAAAUGCUUAGUUAAUAAGCAUUGUGUACCUGCGUUGAAAGUAACUGGAAAAGAUGACAAAAAGAUGGUACUGAAAAGUUUAAAAAGAUUUGAAAAUUACGUAGAAAGUCCAAUCACAACUCCAAAAGCUAACAAACACAAUACUACCACUACUAGCACUGAAAACAACUUAACACCAACCUCCUUAUUUCCGCCACAAGUUGCUUCAACACCACAUGCUGUUUCUGCAACCAAUUUAAAUACUCCCCUGCAUCAAUUAUCACCAAUUUAUAAGAAUGCUACCAAUAUC
Messenger RNA from Hydractinia symbiolongicarpus, 4031 nucleotides. RefSeq lists its product as uncharacterized. The transcript is spliced from 7 exons. Bases 1 to 2844 code for a protein of 947 amino acids. Lineage: Eukaryota; Metazoa; Cnidaria; Hydrozoa; Anthoathecata; Hydractiniidae. The record is from RefSeq and is a predicted model, not a curated record.